AGUCGCGGACGAGCGUGACACCGGGGCAGCACCUCGUAUGCGCCGAGUCUUCGCUGCUUUCGUCUCCAAUGAAGCUGGCGGCCUAUCACGUAUCAGUAGGCGUGCGACCGCGUGUAAUGUGACAUUUGUGUAGCACGCGAAGAGUUGCAGUUAGUGACAGAAAUCCACGGAGGCGAAGAAGAGUUUCUAGUCAUCGUACAGCCAUUUCGGUGAAAGUACACCAGUCUACAAAUUGGGCAUCAUCUUCUACGUACAAAGUUCCUGCUAGCAGUUGUCCUUGAAAAGAAGAUUCGGACAGAAUAACUGCCGUAAUCCAGAGUAGAAAUUUGAAGUCUUACGCUCUAAGCAUACAGAGAGAAAAUCGGGCAAUGGCGCCACGUCCACAGAGCCCAGAAAUAAAGCCAGAGGAAGACGCAUGCGCCCGGGUGGACGAGACCCCAGGGAGAGAACCCAGUAAGCCAUACGUGAGGCAGAUCUACUGGACCAACGUGGUGGGCAUCGCCACACUGCACCUGGCCGCCCUCUGGGGGAUGCUGUGGACGCCAUUCUACGCCAAGGUGCUCACCAUCUUGUGGGCGACCUUCCUGGGCGGCGCAGGUGGUUUCGGAGUGACAGCAGGUGCCCACCGGCUGUGGACGCACCGCGCCUACAAGGCUACGUGGCCUGCCAGGGUAAUCCUCAUGGUCUGCUACUGCAUCGCCGGACAGAACCCGCUGUACGACUGGGUGCGCGACCACCGGGUGCACCACAAGUUCAGCGAGACGGACGCGGACCCUCACAACGCGCGCCGUGGCUUCUUCUUCGCGCACGUGGGCUGGCUCAUGAUGCGCAAGCACCCGGAGGUCGUCCGCCGCGGCCGGCAGAUCGACAUGAGCGACAUCCUCGCCGACCCGGUCGUCCGCUUCCACCAGAAGUACUUUAAGCCACUGAAAUUUGUGCUGUGCUUCUACCUACCUGUGAUGAUCCCUGUGUGGCUGUGGGGUGAAGACUGGUAUAUAUCCUUGGUUGUCAAUGCCAUCAUCCGGUAUGCCUGUAGCCUCAAUUUCACCUGGCUAGUCAACAGUGCUGCACAUAUCUGGGGCAACAAGCCUUACGACAGGCGUAUCAGCCCAGUGGAGAACCGUUUGGUGGCAUUUCUAGCAAUGGGUGAGGGCUGGCACAACUACCAUCAUGCCUUCCCCUGGGACUACAAGGCAGCUGAGCUAGGUGCAUACGGCUUCAAUGUUACCACCCUGUUUUUGGACCUCUUCGCAUGCCUCGGUAUGGUGUAUGACAGAAGAGUGCCUUCUGAGGACCUAGUCCGUCGGACAGCACUGAUGAAUGGCGAUGGUUCUCACCCUGUGUACCGCCGAAAUGAUGUCACUGACUUGUCCCUGCAGAAAGCACCUGCCACAGGUGGUUCAUGAGACUGACCAAGCUUGCAGUGUUGUUAUCUGGCUGCGUUUGAUUUUGGCAUUUAUGAGUUGCGUGAUUCAUGCAGAGGUGGACCAUAUGCUAAAAAAACUGUAUGAAACCUAAGUAGUAGUGAAAUCACAAUUAAUUCCAUUUCUUCAAUUCUGUCUUGCUGUGUACAUGCAGACACAAGUGCACAAGAUGCAUUGGCUGUAAUGGUGGUUUUAUCAUAGUUUGGAACAGUGAUACUGCCACUGCAAUGGGGCCUAAUGGCUAUGUGUUUAAGGGCUACAAUGUGAGCAAAAAACACAAGUUAUGUUUGUCAUUAAAGGACUCUGUGAUGAGCAAAAAAUGAAGUGUGAAACAUGUAUACAGUAUAACUUUGAUUUCUGUUUCCACUGAAGUAGAAUCCUGUCCUGUAUGGUGCAUUGAAGUACCCAAUAAGAAGUAUGUUACAUGCGUGUUAUUUAUUUCAAUUGAAUGCAUUUGCUGCAUAAUAUGAGCCUCCUAUAUAUAUAUAUAUAUAUAUAUAUAUAUAUAUAUAUAUAUAUAUAUAUAUAUAUAUAUAUAGUGAAAAGUUUGCUAGAAACAGUAAGCUGUAGACAGCUAACAGGUCAGAUGCACAAUAAAGUUUCUCUGCAGUGGAUCUAAUGAAUGAAGAACAUUUUCAAAAAUAGGCUUCACUGAAGAUAGUAAGGACUCUAUUUUAUCAUUGACAACUUUGAAUAUUACUGCUGAGUAAUAGAAAAUUGCAAUCUUGAACAGAGAAAUUUAUUUUCUUCAUUGAUAAAUGGCUACAUUUAAAUUCUGCAAAUUCUGAAAAUUCUGCGCAAGAUGAUUCAUUUCCCAUGAUCGUUAUCAUAACAACUGGAGGUCAAGGACACUGUUGCAAAAGAUAAUUUGUGUGUCAGAAUUUUUGUCUCUGUACCCUUGUGCUUAUUUAAUACUUACAAAUACAACAUAUUUCAGUGAUAACAUUGAUAUCUACUUAAAAAGUAGUCAGUUUAAUAGUUCUAUGAAAAAUUAAUGUCAAAUGUUUCUGUUGCUAUUACUAAAAUAUUUGGUUAACCUUGCUGAGGUCUCUGGAAAAUACAUUUGCUGGUGACCAAUGUUGUCAGAGCUGUAAAAUGCAUUUGAACAUGACUAGAUUAAUUAUGAAACAUGUUUUUCUACACACAUCAAAUUUUUCCCAUAAUGACACCAUGCAAGUUUUUACUGUGUGCGCAGUGAACAAAACUUGUGGGCAUAAAAACUUCCUAAUCAAAUGUGGGCAAAAUAAUCUGUAAUACUGAGAUAUAUUAUAAAGAUCUUCAGUUUAACUGAAGGCUAUGUACAACAACCAUUCAUAGUAGUAUCAAACUGGGACAUGAACCAGAUUGCGAAGUAUGAGAAUAAAUAAAAAUAUUAAAAUCACAUGUAUUGUAACAAAUAUCAUCUACUCAUAGCUUAGAAGAAAUUAAGAAUGUAGCUAUAUGUGUUUCCUUUUCUUUUAACUGCACUUUCCUUUGCAUCCAACUGUAACAGUAAAUUUUUAAAGCCCUUCCUGUAUAAGGUCAUAAGACCUUAAGAUGCCAAAGAAUCCGGUGACAAGAGGACAGAUAUGUUUUCUACUGGUGAUGGACCAAUAUGUUGGUUGUCACAUAUAAAUUAAGGCAUAUCUGUGCCCAUUUAGUGAGUUUUUACUUUGAUAAUAGCUUUAAGUAAAAUGUAUGUACCAGUUGCACAAGAUAUUGUUACAUUCACAUAGUCAGCAAGUCAUUAUUUUUAAAUACAUGUAAGAAUGUUUUGCUGGAACAGUAUACAUUAUAUGUUGUCUGUAAUUAUUAAUGUAGCAUUUUACCUUGUUUAAUAGGGCAGCUUCAAAAUUAAAGUUCAUUGUCAUAAAGUUGAUAUUUGUUAAUUGUGUAUAUAAUGAUGUAAUUAAAUAUGAUAAAUAAACAUGUUAUCUGUUUUUA
Schistocerca gregaria is the source of this 3347-nucleotide messenger RNA. RefSeq names its product acyl-CoA Delta-9 desaturase-like. The transcript is spliced from 7 exons. Gene Ontology annotation, biological process: unsaturated fatty acid biosynthetic process. Gene Ontology annotation, cellular component: endoplasmic reticulum membrane. Lineage: Eukaryota; Metazoa; Arthropoda; Insecta; Orthoptera; Acrididae. Gene Ontology annotation, molecular function: stearoyl-CoA 9-desaturase activity; iron ion binding. The coding region runs from base 369 to 1406 and encodes 345 amino acids. The record is from RefSeq and is a predicted model, not a curated record.